Messenger RNA from Columba livia (rock pigeon), 5183 nucleotides. RefSeq names its product phosphoinositide-3-kinase regulatory subunit 2 (gene PIK3R2). NCBI's taxonomy places the organism in Eukaryota, Metazoa, Chordata, Aves, Columbiformes, Columbidae. Bases 572 to 2755 code for a protein of 727 amino acids. The transcript is spliced from 16 exons. Gene Ontology annotation, molecular function: 1-phosphatidylinositol-3-kinase regulator activity; protein binding. Gene Ontology annotation, biological process: insulin receptor signaling pathway; phosphatidylinositol phosphate biosynthetic process. Gene Ontology annotation, cellular component: phosphatidylinositol 3-kinase complex. The record is from RefSeq and is a predicted model, not a curated record.
GCUGGCCAGCGCGGACACACCAGGUUCUUCUCCGAGAGCGGAGCUGGAGCCCGGCCCGGCUGGAAUCUUUUGGCAACGCGCGCGCAGAGCCCCCGCUCGCGCUCCGCUUCCAGCCGACACGCUCCUGCCUGUCCCCGGCUCUCCCUCCUGCCGUUCCCGACCUGCCUUCCCUGCAGAAAGCUGGCGCUGGGAAGGGAGACGGAGCACGUCACGCUGUUCCAGGCUGGAAUCGCACUGUGGUUUUACCCCCCAGACUCCAAGAAACCUGCUUCUUUUUCAGCAAAGCGGACCCUGAUCUCCCGUUUCUCCGCUGCAUGCCCGCUCACAAGUGCUGGAUUAUGUUUGUCUCCUUCUCCCUUUGCUCCAUAAUUUGGCUGAAUCGCGGUUUCAAGCUCAGGAAAAGGGGCUGCACCUAAGCGUGCCGGGACAGCCAGACCAAGCUCCUGCGGUGCUGGUUCACGUUGAGACGUUUGGAGCGCCGAUGGGGGAGAGCUGCCUCUGAAAUCCCUCCUUUCCCACCCAAAACCACACCGCCUCGCCGUUCACAGCCUGUCUCCCCGCCGCAGAGAGGAUGGGCAGCACCGAUGGGUUCCAGUACCGUGCGCUCUACCCCUACCGCAAGGAACGCGAGGAGGACAUCGAUCUGCUGCCCGGGGACAUCCUGGUGGUCAGCAAGGGGGCCCUGCAAGCCUUGGGCUUCAAAGACGGGGAUGAGCAGACCCCUAAUCAGAUCGGGUGGAUCUUGGGCGUUAACGAGCGGACCAAGCAGAAGGGGGACUUUCCCGGCACGUAUGUGGAGUACGUGGGGCCCGUGAAGAUCUCGGUCCCUUCUCACCGGCCGCGGGUGCAGAGACCCCUCCCCGCCACGCCGGGGGCUGGCGGGGGCCGCUUGCCGGAGGCUCUGGAGCAGGCGUCUCCUCUCCCGGAUCUGCAGGACCAGUUCAGCCCUCCAGAGCUCGCGCCGCCGCUGCUGGUGAAACUGGUGGAAGCUAUUGAGAAGAAAGGGUUAGACAGCGAGAUGUUGUACAGGACAUCUGGCUCCGAACUGCGGCAAGCGCUGCGAACCGAUUGGACCCUGGGCGACCUGGAGCCCUUCGACGUGCACUCCCUGGGCGAAGCGCUGCGGGGUUACCUGCAGGACCUGCCGUCCCCCAUGGUGCCGGUGGCCGUGCACGGGGACAUCCUGCGUGUCCUGCAGGAGAUCCCCCAGCCCGAGAAUUGCCGGAAGCAGCUGAUGCUGGCCCUGGAGUCGCCUGCGGUCCCGCUGCAGAACACGCUCACCCUGCAGUUCCUGCUCCGGCAUCUGGGGAAGGUAUCGCAGCAAGCCGAGAGCAACAACCUCCACCCUCGGGCCCUGGGCGAGAUUUUCGGGCCCCUGCUCCUCCGGCUGCCCGGCGCCAGCCCGGAGCUGAGCCCUGACUUCUCCGUGCUCUUCCUGGAGAUACUUCUGCAGACGAAGGAGUUGGAGCCAGAGCAGUUGCCUCCAGCUUUGCCUCCAAAACCUCCUAAGCCAAAGCCCAGCGCAGCCAGCUUGGCCAACGGGAACAGCGUGCCUUUGCAGGACGCCGAGUGGUACUGGGGGGACAUUUCUCGGGAGGAGGUGAACGAGAAGCUCCGGGACACGCCAGACGGUACCUUCUUAGUGCGCGACGCCUCCAGCAAGAUCCAGGGAGAGUACACGCUCACGCUCAGGAAGGGCGGCAAUAACAAGCUGAUCAAGAUCUUUCACCGGGAAGGGAAAUACGGCUUCUCUGAACCCCUGACUUUUGGCUCGGUGGUGGAGCUCAUCACCCAUUACCGGCACGAGUCACUUGCCCAGUAUAAUGCCAAACUGGACACCAGGCUGCUCUACCCCAUCUCCAAGUACCAGCAGGACCAAGUGGUGAAAGAAGACAGCGUGGAGGCCGUUGGGGAGCAGCUGAAGGUCUAUCACCAGCAGUACCAGGACAAGAGCUGGGAGUACGACCUGCUGUACGAGGAGUACACACGCACUUCGCAGGAGCUGCAGAUGAAGAGGACGGCGAUCGAGGCUUUCAACGAGACCAUCAAGAUCUUUGAGGAGCAGUGCCAGACGCAGGAGAAGUGCAGCAAGGAGUACAUCGAGCGCUUCCGACGGGAGGGCAACGAGAAGGAGGUGCAACGGAUCCUCAUGAACUCGGAGAAACUCAAAUCUCGCAUCACAGAAAUCCACGACAGCAAGAUGAAGCUGGAGCAGGACCUGAAGAAACAAGCCUCGGAGAACCGGGAGAUCGACAAACGCAUGAACAGCCUCAAGCCAGACCUCAUGCAGCUGCGCAAGCUCCGGGACCAAUAUUUGGUGUGGCUGACGCAGAAAGGAGCCCGGCAGAAGAAAAUCAACGAGUGGUUGGGCAUCAAGAACGAGACGGAGGACCAAUACUCCAUGAUGGAUGACGAGGAGGAGCUGCCGCACCACGAGGAGCGGACGUGGUACGUGGGGAAGAUCAACCGCUUGCAGGCGGAGGAGAUGCUGUGCGGCAAACGAGACGGCACCUUCCUGAUCCGCGAGAGCAGCCAGAAGGGAUGUUACGCCUGCUCCGUGGUGGUGGACGGUGACACCAAGCACUGCGUGAUCUACAAAACGGCCACGGGCUACGGGUUCGCUGAACCCUACAACCUCUACGCCUCCCUCAAGGACCUGGUCUUGCACUACAAGCACACGUCCCUGGUGCAGCACAAUGACUCCCUGAAUGUCACCCUGGCUCACCCCGUCCUGUCCCAGCCGCCGGCCAGAUGAGCAGCCCGUGCGCCACGCAAGAGCUGCCUCCAGCUUCUCCCCAGGGCGCUGCUUUCUGGCUCUGGACUCUCGCACCCUGUAUAGUUCGAGUCUCUGUGCUCCUGCCCCUCCAGAGCCUCUGAGAUGUCUGUGACCGUUCCUGGUGUCCCUUUUGGUCAGUAGCUUGAAACCCGUGUUGGCUGGUGGGACAAAAAGAACAGGCUGAGCUGUGGAUUCUUCCAGCCUUUAGGAGGUGGGAUCCGGUUGGGAUUUGAGUCGCCGGGAGGCACACGCAGCCCACUCCUCUUCCCCGACCAGCAGGUCAGAUCCUUUCUUGCAGGCAGGUCGUCCCGCUAUGCGGCGCCUUCCCGAUUCCUUGGCGCGUGUCACCGUCCCCGUGUCACCGCGGGGUCCCUGCCUGGUGCCGGAGGAGGAGGAGGCUCAGCUGAGCGUGCGCAUCCUCCGCUCUCACUCCCCUCGGGGGUCUUGGUGGUGUUCGGUACGAGAGGUGCUGCUCCUCCGACUCAUUUAGGAAGGAGAAUCCCCAUCCUCCACGGGGCUUCUGGGCCGAGGUCUCUGCUCAUGUCACGCUCCACCUCGCCGUCUUGUCCCCUGGUGUCACCGCCCCCGGAGCGUUGCUGUCCGGAUGUGGUUAAGCGACGAAUCUCUUGUCCCAGUUGUGCCAACUAAGCUGUGAACCCCCCGUCGGUACCCGUGGUUUCCCGGCAGAGUCCAGGGGAUGCGCAGCUGGUCGUUUCACGCUUGUCUUCUGGUGAAUCUUCGCAACCUUAACCUGUUGUAGCUCUGUAAAUACGGUUCGGUUCCUAAUCGGCUGCUUCCCUAGUCCUGGUUUUUGCUGAACUCCCGCAGGCGCCCGGCUGGGCCGUUCCAGACUCGGCUCCGAGGGGCCAGAGGUGACACACACAACGAGCCCCCCCGGAAUGAAGGACCUGUCUGCCGCGGGAGGACGGUGUCUCCUGAGCGCCUAGAAAUGUAUAUGCAUGACGUGGAAUUAUGUAUGCAAAGCACUUAUAAUCGUCAGUACUGUACGGGGAGCCGGGCUGACGGAGCCGCGGGUCGCUGGCGCGGGUUUGGUGUGGUGUUUUGGAUAACGCUGAGGUCAGAGCGCUCGGGGGCAGCGGGGGGCCCUGGAGGAGCUUCCCGAGUUGAGGCCGCGGUGGCGUUUGCUCCGCUGGGUUAUUUUGCCCGCCUGGUUGGGAGAAAACGUCUGUGAUCCUCUUGAUUUGCCAGAGAGGCUCUUCCCUUCUCGGGGCUGCGGCUGGUGGAUGCCGGAGCUUCUGCCGCUUCCGCUCGGUGUCACCGCCCCAGGGACCGCGCCGUCCCUUGUGCCCGCUCAGCGCUGCCGCGGGGCGCUCCCCGGAGCCUUUUGCAGCUGCGAUUGCUGGAGCAAAACGUCUUAUUCGUGUCGCUCGCGGCGGCUUCUCGGCCGCACAGCCCCCGCUCCGCGCUGUGGUUUUGGCUCUGGUUUCCCGGCGUUCGGUGCCGUGACGCCGCGUUUGGCUUUGGGGAUCGCUUGGAAGAAGCCGUCGGGGAUGAUUAAGGGACUGGUUCGGGCUCGGCCGCGUGAGAGGCGAGCGCACGUGUGCUGGGCAGGGCGGCCGGUGCUCAGCCCUGCACACCCUCCCAGGGCUGGGGGGGCCCUUCCGACACCCCAAAUCCCGCUGGGCGUUCCCAGCCUCUGCUGCUCCUGCCCCCCAUCCCAGCUUCUCCUCAUGGUGGGUUUUUUACCCUUUCUGCUGAGCUUUCCCCCCUCGCUGUCCCUUCCCGCCCAGAGCCUCUUGCACCCCAGGAGCACCGGGGGGUGACGGUCCCGGCCCCAGCGGGGUGACACCGCUCGCGAGUCCCGGAGUCCCGUGCACAACGAGGAGGAAAACGCCCUUUCCAGGGCCUCAUUCCCCGACUUGCCCCCCAAAACCCAACUUACCCCCCCGCGCUCCGAACCCGCGCACCCCCCGCAGUCAGCUCCGUGUCAUUGUCCCUUUGCUGCUUUCGCUCGCGCUGACCCGGUAGCGACGUGUCUCCAAAGCUCCGCUUCGCUGCUUCGUGACCCCCAAUCCCGUGUCCCCAAACCCGUGUCCUGUGGGUACAACGUGGCCGUUCCUGCUCCCCGGGGCACAACCUGGGGCUUCGUCCCUUCGUGUCCCCCGUGUCACCGGUGGCUUUGUGCUCGGAGGGGACGUGGUGACCGCGCGGUUUUUAGUCCCUAAGUAUCCGCAAUAAUCAGUAACUCGCCACCUGGGUUGUUCGUUGCCAGCAGUGCUCUCUGCCCUUCCUGUUGGUGUUCACUAACGUAAAACGGUCUUUGUUACGGUAAGAGGAUUUGGUUUUGUACGGUACUUCAGCAGAAAAAGACAAAAAAACACAAAAACGACCAAAAAAACACACACACAAAAAAAAGAGAAGAAAUAAACAGAAUUACUAAAGGGGC